CCCCCCCACCACCACCACCACCUCCUCCUCCUCCUCCUCCUGCUCCAGAUAUGAAGGAGUUAAUAACAGAAAGAUGUGAUGAAAACAAGCUGCAGGUCGCUGAAUGUUGAUCAUAAAAGUCCAACAGAAGAAUCAAGAAGUACAGACAGGUGAAGUGACACCUGAAGCCCCGCAGCUCCCAGACUUUAUGCCUCUUAUUCACCCUUCAUCUGAUGCUCACUCACACACCGAUGGCGGCAGCGGCGGCGGUGGAGCUGGCCUGACCAUCAGGAGCCACUUGGAGUUGCUCAAGGACACUUUGACACUGGGACAGGAAGAGCCGGGGAUCGAACCGCCGACUCUGUGGCUCGACGUGAUGACGCAAAGUGUUGAGCUACGUCAUACGCACAGACUGAAGUCCGUCUGGUCCGGAGCGCAGAGAAAGAGCAGCUCAGCUGAUGAGAAGUUUCCUCCAUCAUGAGCUUCUUCUUGCUCUCGUUGGUUUUCUGCUUCGCCGUCGACGCUCAGCUGCUCUCUCUGUCAGACAUGUACGGCAGCCUGCAGUCGCCAAACUUCCCGGAGCCGUACCCCCGAGAGACGGAGCUGCGCUGGAACAUCAGCGUUCCCGACGGCUUCCAGAUCAAACUCUACUUCAGCUACUUCGACCUGGAGCCCUCCUACCUGUGUGAGUACGACUACGUCAAGGUGGAGGCGGAGGGCGAGGUGCUGGCGUUGUUCUGUGGACGGGAGGACACGGACACGGAGGUGGUGCCGGCUCAGCAGGUCAUCACCUCCCCCAGAAACUCCCUCAGUGUCCUCUUCUCCUCCGACUUCUCCAACGAGGAGCGAUACUCCGGGUUCAUGGCUCACUACAGCGCUGUGGACGUAGACGAGUGCAGAGACCAGAGUGACGAGGAUCUGAUCUGUGAUCAUUUCUGUCACAACUACAUCGGAGGCUACUACUGUUCCUGUCGCUAUGGUUACCUGCUGCACUCUGACAACCGCACCUGCAGAGUGGAGUGCAGUGACGGCGUGUUCACCGAACGCUCCGGCGUUCUGAGCAGCGUCGACUUCCCCGCUCCGUAUCCGAAGAGCUCCGAGUGUCUGUACCUCAUCCAGGUGGAGCCGGGCUUCAGGCUCCGCCUCCAGUUUGACCCCAGCUUCGACGUGGAGGAUCACCCCGAUGUCAGCUGUCCGUACGACUACGUCAAGAUCAAAGCAGGCAGCAGUGAGUUCGGCCCGUUCUGUGGUGAUCGAUCCCCAGGACUGAUCGAGACCGACAGCAAUGUUGUCAACAUCUUCUUCCACAGCGACAACUCAGGAGAAAACCUCGGCUGGAGACUCACAUACACAUCUACAGGAAGUCAGUGUCCGGUACCCGAGAGUCCGCCCAACGCCCUGCUGACUCCCGUCCAAUCAGAAUACAUCUUCAAAGACCACAUCCUGUUCACCUGUGAGGCUGGUUACCGACUGCUGAAGGACGGUCAGUAUCUGGAUCAUUAUCAGAUUACCUGUCAGUCUGAUGGAGUGUGGAGCAGCAGUCCUCCUCACUGUCAAAUGGUGGAUUGUGGGAGUCCAAAGGUCGUGGACAUGGCCGAUGUGGUGUUUGGUAGCCAUGACAACAGCACACUGUUUGGUGCCACCGUCCGCUACGUCUGCAAAGAGGAGACGUUCCAACUGCACCCCAUCAACAGUUCUUACAGCUGUGGGCAGAACGGAGAAUGGAUCAGUUCAGAAACAGGAGCCACACUGCCCACCUGUCUGCCAGCCUGCGGCCGGCCGGCCCGCUCCCUCCCCCCUCAGGUGAAGCGGAUCGUGGGUGGUCGCAGCGCCGAGCCCGGCCUGUUCCCCUGGCAGGUUCUGCUCAGCGUGGAGGAUCUGUCCCGGGUUCCCGAGGACCGCUGGUUCGGCUCUGGGGCCCUGCUGUCCGAGUCCUGGGUCCUAACGGCGGCUCACGUCCUGCGGUCCCAGCGGAGGGACACCAGCGUCGUCCCCGUGGCCCCCGAGCACGUCAAGGUCUUCCUUGGUCUCCAUGACGCCCGAGACAAACGUCUGGCCACAAACCGUUCAGUGUUGGCGAUCAUUCUCCAUCCAAACUUCCAGCCCAACAACUACAACAACGACAUCGCCAUGGUGAAGCUGAGAGACAGGGUGGAGGUGAAUGAGGUCAUCCGUCCCGUCUGUCUCCCAACACCACACGGACAGGACGACACCCCGACACCUCUCCCGAACUCUCUGGGUGUUGUUGCUGGUUGGGGCAUCUCCAACCCCAACGCCUCGUCCACCUCCGGUGACCCCUCCGCCCUGACCUCUGACCCCGCAGCGGCCGCUGACCUGGGGAUGACCUCUGACCUCCUGCAGUAUGUCAAGCUGCCGGUGGUACCUCAGGACGAGUGCCAGGCCAGCUACGCCUCGCGCUCCGUCAGCUACAACAUCACCGACAACAUGUUCUGUGCCGGUUUCUAUGAGGGUGGGAGGGACACCUGCCUGGGGGACAGCGGGGGCGCGUUUGUGAUGGAGGACGAGGUCAGCCAGAGAUGGGUGGUGUUCGGGUUGGUGUCCUGGGGCGGGCCGGAGGAGUGCGGGAGUCAGAGGGUGUACGGAGUCUACACCCGAGUGGUUAAAUACGUGGAGUGGAUACAGAACCACCUGCAUACUGCCCCCUAGUGGUCAAGCACAAACUGAAUCAGAACGUAUGAUUCGUCACGCUUCCUCUGGUCAAACAGCCAACAUGUAGUCCGGCAUGUUAACCAUGAGGAAAUGACAGAAUCUGGUCUAUAAUAGACACUCAGUCAAAAGCCUCCUCAGGGGGGUGCCGGAGAGUUGAAGGUGAAGCAAAGAUACUGCGUGAGGUGAAGAAGAGUCAAAACUCAUCCUCCUUCUCGGAGUCAUAACUCAGUCAGAUCUGAACACAGACAUGAAACACAUAUUGAUAUCAUUCAGUAGGACUCUCACUCCCUGAGGAUCAUUAUUAUCUCUGACAUCCAUCACCAAGAAACCUCCAUAAAUCCACUUAGAGAAAAAUGAAACUGCAGAACCUGCCUGAGAAUCAUCACGUUUAAGUUUUCUUCAGUAUCACAGUGAUCAGUGAUAGUUGUCAGUACAUCAGGUUACACUGCAGACAGGAGCUGCUAACAGCUGAUUCACAUGACUUUUAAAUGUGAACAAAUCUGGUGUAAAAACAGAGAAGAAGAGAACAGCAGCAGCUACCUGUGUUACAGCAGAACAUCUGAUGAGCUUUAAUGGAGUCUUACUCUCCUGAUGCUUUUAUUUUUUACUGUAUAUGUUGCUGUCAGCAUAUUUCCAUCUGUCAGAUCAGCAGAAACAUCAGAAAUCUGUCACUCUGGCAGGAUUUAAGUUCAUUUGUCAUUUUGUACGCUGCCCCCCGGUGGUCACACGGUAGAAAAAAAAGAUCAUGUUAAUUAAGUUAUUAGUAAGUAUUCAGUUUAAAGUAAAGCUUUUAGAGUAUGCAUCUGAAUUUUAAAAAAGGAAUUUCAAUGCUUUAAAAUAAUAUUUUUUAAAUGUUACACUUAAGUAUUUAACUGACAAACUAGUUAAAAGAAAACAGACAAAUAACUGGUGUCAGAAAAACAGUAAUAACACUGUAAUAUACUGCAGUUAAUAUACAAACAAGCAUAUUAACUACUGAAUAAUUCAUCUUUGAUCCAUAAAGUAUGUUUUCUGAACUGUACUUUAUUGAAAUUAUUCAUUAAUAUUUUUCUGGGUAUAAAAAAACAAAUGAUGUAACAUGAACACUAGUUUGAUUCAACCAAUGAGAUUAUUUCUGUAUUUUAACUGAUUGUGUUCUUCAGUAACAGUUAAACUCAAACUUUAGUUGCAGAUUAUGACCAAACUGUUUUGUUUUUAUUUAUUUUAAUUCCACCAAAGAUCUGAACUAAACCAACCAAAAACUCAUAUCCCGAUACAGUUGAUAUAGGUCAUUUCAUAUCCAGAUAAUGAAUCACGAAACAGCAAAUGAUCUGCAAAUUCAAUUAAUAAAUAGUUUAUAUAAAAUGACCACAUGGAGAGGCCUGUUUCUAAUUACAUUUUAAAUUAUAUACUUGAGAAAUAAAAGUUACUCAAUCAUAUUUGAUUAUUUUUCUCCUUUUAUUUACAAAUAAAAGGAGAAAAAUACAUUUUCAAUUCAACAUGUAACAUGUUUCUGGUCCGUGUCAGACUUUUCAUACCUAAACCACGUCCAUGUGACAGAAGUAGCUCGUCUUUUAGGUACAAGCUCCUCGUUCUGUCUUGGCUGGUCAGAGUCUUUCUCCGUUCUGUGUUACGUUCACUCUCCUCCAUGUUUGUUUUUGUUGCCUUCAGGCAAAUUUCCUGCCUCCAAAUGACAAAAAAUAUCACCUCAUAGAGUUUGAUUUGUGACACAACUAAAGAAACGACAAGACUUUUUGUAUCAUCAUGUGAUAUAUAUCAUCAUAUCACACAGCUCUAAUCUGAACACACACUCAUACACUCCUUCUUGUGUUAUUUUAAUGACCCAAUGAUCCUUCCUCUAGAGCCAGCUUCAAGACAAACUUUACAUUUUUAGCUCCACUGCUGGUAAGAAAAGAUAAAUCAUCAGGAUGUUUGUUUCAAGGCUGCAACUAUCGAUUAUUUUUAUUCUCAAUUAUUAUUAUUUGCUCAAUUAAUUGAUUAAUUGUUUGGUCUGUGAAAAAAAUCCAUUUAUCAUUUCUUACUGUCUCCAGUGAUGCCUUUGAUUUGCUUGUUUUGUCUGACCAACAGUCCAGAAUCUUAAGAUAUUCAAAUGAUUGUUAUAUAUAUCAAACAGCAAAUUCUCACAUUUAAGAAGCUGGAAGCAGAGGAUUUGCUUUUUGGGUUGUUUUUUUUUUUGCUUUUGCUUGAAAAAUGACUGAAACGAUUAAUCAAUUAACGAUUGCAGCUCCAGUUUGUUCAUAUUGUGGAUGUAAUGAACUCUACAGACACUAGAGGACGCUAACAGGACUUAAAAAUGUUUGUCUUUUAUUUAUCAACAGAAAAAUGAGACAAACAAAUAUGAAAAACAGACAAAAAGCAAAAAGAUUCAGACACAACACUCCUAA
Molecule: messenger RNA, 5033 nt
Organism: Thunnus maccoyii (southern bluefin tuna)
Lineage: Eukaryota; Metazoa; Chordata; Actinopteri; Scombriformes; Scombridae
Gene: masp1
Product: MBL associated serine protease 1
Exons: 15
Coding region: 457-2646 (729 amino acids)
Biological process (GO): complement activation; zymogen activation
Cellular component (GO): extracellular region; blood microparticle
Molecular function (GO): calcium ion binding; serine-type endopeptidase activity
Source: RefSeq, a predicted model, not a curated record